UCACGUAAUGACGUAAUGCUUUGCACCGCAUCACAAUAGUACAAACUUGACUUCGUCAACUUUGCACUAAAAAUGAAAAUGAAAUUCUGUUUUCCGAUUUCGUAGAAAAACGGUUAUAUAUACACGCAUUCUGAGCAUCAUCGGAUGCACAAUUUAGUAGAUAACCCACGUGACCUGCAAAAUAGCCUGCAUGGUAGGCGGUACUUAGGAAAUACUGCCUGCCGCAAAACUGGGUGUAAAUGAACUACCGCCUCUAAAGCAUCAAAGCUAUUUAUAGAUGCAUUAAUUAAGUAAAUAUUCAAAAUUAGCCACUCCCAAGUUGCUCCCAAGUCGGCAUAUUGUAAACACUGGACUGGACUUUGGACUGGACUUUGGACUUUGGACUAUGGACUUUGGACUUUGGACUUUGGACUUUCGAUUUUGAAAUUAUAUUUUUUUUAGAUUUUCGUAUAAUUAUAUUAAAAUCUAAACAGAGAACGAAAAUUUGCUGCUGAAAAGCGUGCUACACUGCAUGCACAUGCAUGAUAUAAUAUACAAGGUAAAAAAUCUCUAGUAUCAGUUAUAUAGGUAUACCAGCAGUGCAAUUUCAUACGGAUAUAGCCUGUAGGAUAGCAGGAUUAUCCAAUAUUUUGGGAUUUAAUAUUUAAUUUUUAUAUAAUAUUUGUAUUUAUAGUAUGCAUAGUACAGUUUAUACUGCAGAACUUCUUCUUUAUUAUAUAGAUAAUAGAUUAAUUGUCCGGCAGAAACAAAUGUGACAAAAGUGUCUCGGCAAAUACAAAAUAUUAACUAUACAAGUGAUUAUUAUUGCGCCUAUUGAGCAUUGAGUAUAGUGACUGUUCAUCGUUGCAUAAUAGUUUAUACUAGUACUGAAUUGUGUAAUUGUUUACUCCGUUACACAGUAACGUUUUGUUAAUGUUACUUAUUUUUGAAAGACAUUCUAGUUAGCUAUCCUUAUCACUAAGACUAAGUGCUUCAGUUAUUAUUAAUAAUUAAGUGUUAGUAGAUGGACAGGAAUAUUCGAACGGAAAUUUACACACUUUUUAAGACCUACUCAGUUGUGUGUGAGAAGGCAAAAAUCUAUGUCUAUGUGCUUCAGGUAGUCUAGCAACUAUUUGCCACGUUUACUGUAAUACUACCACUUGCAAGUGAUGAACCAGGCGGGAAUCGUAAUCGUAGUAGGCCUAUAAAGAUUAAUGCUCAGCCGCAUAACGUACGCAAAAGAGCCAUAUAUAUAGACAAUAAUAUAGACAUAAAAUAUAUACAUAAAGUAACACUAUAUAGCCUAGUAGAUUAUCAUAAAGUAAUCAGUACUACCAAUUAAUAAUGCAUGUAUCAUACAUUCGUAUUUUAUAAAGUAUGAUGACUAUGAGAGUUUUCGUGUUCAGUAUGGCUGAAACAUUUAUGAAAAGCUAAAACUGACACAGACAAAAUACAUUGUAAACACAGCCUAUUUAGGUAGGCGCUAAACCGGUGUAAACUAUUAUGCAAAGAUGAACAAUACCGUCAUUAGUACUAUUAGUAUUUUUGCGCAAGUGAAUAUAUAUAUAACAAAUCCUACAAGUUGUCAAGUUGAUUGGACAAAUUUGACAAAUUCCCUAGCCUCCUUUGCAGACAUCAGAAAGAACGUACACAACUGGCGGCUGCGAGGCAGACCAGAAAUUCCCCGAUAAUCACGGCCUCGCCUUGGCGAAUAAUUGUUCAAAGCCAAAGGCGCAAUAAUAAUCGCGUGUAGUUUAUACUUAUACGUGCUAGUUUCUCAAUAUUUUGUAUUUGCCCAGCUACUUUUGUCACAAUUGUUUCUAUAAAUCUAUUAUUAGAUAAAUCUAUUAUUAGAUAAAUCCAUACGAUAAAGAAGAAGUUCUGCAGUAUAAACUGUACUAUACAUACUAUAAAUACAAAUAUUAUAAUAAAAUUUAAAUAUUAAAUUAAAAAUAUUACUGAGAUGAUCCUGUUAUCCCACAGGCUAUAUCUAUGAAAUUGCACUGGUAUACCUAUAUAACUGAUAAUAUUUUUUACCUUGAAUAUUAUAUCAUGCACAAAUAUAAUUAUACGAAAAUCUUAAAAAUAUAAUUUCAAAAUCGAAAGUCCAAAGUCCAAAGUCCAUAGUCCAAAGUCCAGUCCAGUGUUUACAAUAUGCCCUACUGUACUUUACAAAAUAUUUAAAUUUGAGCUUUUCAGCGUCGGCUUCGGUUGAAAUAAAGAACAAUCUUGAUGGUUUACAGACGGUACGUCGAGAAACUUUGAGUCUUUGUUUUAUCUUUUAGACUGUUGCGUGACUUUAUCGUCAAGUUUAUUCUUUCAUACAAUUGGUUGUAAAUUACCACUAACUUUUUAAAAACAUUUUGAAUCAGGAAUUUGUAAAAUAACAACAAAUUGUCGAACGUCAGAAGUCUCAGAAUCUACGCUCGUUAUAAUAUUUGUUUACAAUAAUUUCCGUAUGUACUUUACUUUAAUUACAACUGCCGACGUGAAUGCCGACGUGAAUGCCGAUGGGUGCCGAAGUAAUUGCCGAAGGAAUUUAAGGUGAUUUCAUUGCGUGCCUCGGCAAAAAAAAUUGCCGAGGCAAACUCGAAAAUUAUCAAAAGGCUUCGGCAAUUAUUUGCCGAGGCAAAAAUAGUUGAAUUUCGAGGGUUGUAAUGCCAUAUAUUAUACAAGAAACAUUCAAACUUCCAUUAUUAAAAGACAUUUUUAUCAUUAACUAACGUAAUUACGUGCGUAAUUUUACUUGUGUUACUUACUAAUUUUAUUUGUGACAGCCGACAUUCCGUGAACAGUAUUUUGCAACGCCAUAUAUUACAAGAAUCAUUUAAUCUUUCAUAAAAUAAGUGAUUUUAAUAGUAACUAACGUAAUUAUUAACUCUCGGACAUUCCCGGGCAUUCAACGGACAACGAAUGUUCCCGGGCAUUCUUUAGUAGGACCGCAAUAUAAUUUAUGUGCACUUAAUACAUUUUAUUUUUGAUUUCGUAUAAUAACGAAAAAUAAUCAAGCCAAUUAUUGGUUGUUCCAAUUUAUGAGACAAUUGAAAAUAAUAUUUCUUGCAAAACGUAGAGUUUCCCAGCCUCGCAAGCCAGGGUGUUUUAGCGCCGUGCGGAAGUAAAAGACCCUGGCUUGCGAGGUUGAGAGUUUCCAUGUUUCUGGCAGCUCUGCAACCUGCGCGAUCAUUAGGGGUGCACCGGAACCAGGGUCUUAGCCAGAGGGCCGUGUUGGCCGUGUUAUCGCGGCCAAAAAUGGAAAAACACGGCUAGAUAAAAUGAAUGCGGUUUCAUUAUUUAUAUAAGGCUGUGUAGGUUCAUAAAAUAACAGACAGAAUUUCUUCCUAUUCACUGUACGUUGUAAGAAAGUUUGUAAAAUGUACGGUUAUUGUUGAAAUUGGCGAAAGUGAUCUGCAUGUGAUGUUUUAAUGUUUUGGUGGAUAAUGGGAACUGUAUGGUGUUACAAUGGUUUUAAAUACCCCCAAGAGUUGCUGAAAAAACUUAAUAUUUUAAUGUCAGUGCGUAAUAUGAGCGUAUGCUCGCCUUGUAUUUGGUUGCAAAGCAUAGAACAACCACAGGUAUGGUCUGUUGUUGGCGACCAUAACUAGAACCGCGAAUUUGGCUAUUUGAGGUAAUUGACAUGUGCACAGCCUGGUCAUUUAGAAACACGCCCAAGUUCUAAAAUCCUAGCUAAGACCCUGACCGGAACUUUGUUCCGGCCCGUUAGUUCCGGUCGGAACCCCGAUUUUUCAGAGUUCCGGUUCUGGCCGGAACUAAUAAAAAAAGAGCAUGGCCGGAAUCGUUUUCAGAGAGAAUAUCAAACGUUUUUGUGUCUGACAAAAGUUCAGUAGUAACAGUAGGAAGAAAUUUGGACUACACAAGGAAAAUGUACACUAUUAAUACUUCAUUAAUUAUGAUGUUUAACUUUUUAUUCUAACAUUUGCGAGCUUUCUCCUUGAUGAUUUCCUUAAUGACUACAUAUGGCUUAAUAAAUCAGUUCCGAGCGGAACUUGUUUCCAGUUCCGGCCGGAUCCGGUUCCAGCCAAAGAGAUUAUAAAUAACACUAGAGGAGGCAUCGAUGUUAAAAAUUGGGAACGCAGCUAAUGGGGGGCAAAUUCAAGUCCCGGAUAUAAAAUUGUGCUCUCAUUGGCUGAUUUGAAACUCGUCACCAAUGGGAACACGAAUACACAUCCGGGACUUGGAUUUGCCCCCCAAUAGUCGCGUUCCCUUUUUUUUUACUGAAUUAAGAUUACAAUGCCUCAUCUAGUGUUAUUUAUAAUCUCUAUGGUUCCAGCCGGAACUUCAAAAGUUGGUUCUGGUGCACCCCUAGAUUUCAACGAGAUAUUGACUCUCUCAUUUUUGUAGUAUUUUGUAACAAAGAACCAGUCAAGUAUCAUCGCAUUUGCUGUUGGUGGUAAAUACACUCCUGGCAAUGGGUUUAGUAUUGUGGGUGCUCAUACUGAUAGUCCAUGCCUCAAGGUUAACAUGUUUUUUUCAUUAUACUGCUAUAAAUUAAUUUGAUUGACCUCUGGGGCCGGUUGUUCUUCAAAAACUAUAACCAUAGGCUUACGGGGCUGAUGCUUUCCGGGGAGUUGAAAGUUUGCCCGAAUUUUUAUGGAGGAUUGUAAUGGAAUAAACUGAAUUUAACCUAUUUUCUGAUAAAUCUACCCAAUUUUCUUAAUUUUUCCUAACAUUUGCCCGAAUUUCCAUGGUUUUCCAAAAUUUUGGGGGGACAGUUGCCUGCCCCCCUGUCUCGUACGCCUAUGACCAUAACCUGGGUUAACGUGAAAUUCAAACCAAACUUCCCAGCAGUUUGUUUAUAAUGUAAGCUUGGAAAUAUUUUUUCAUAAAUCUUGUCAUCUGGAGCCGGUUGUAUAAAACUCUUAAUCACUUUUUUAAUCACUAUUUUGUAGUUAAAUAGUGAUUAACUCUCAAAUACGCGCUUCUUAUUGGACGACGUUUCCACUAACUAUAGUUAACGUUAAUCACUUUUUUAUACAACCGGCCCCAGAAGUUUAAUUAUCUAAAGUUUUGAAAUAAAAGACGUGCAGAAAUACAUAAACCAAAACAAUGUUUUAAAUUUUAACCGAGAGUUAGCGUUAACCGAGCUUUGAACUACCAGCCCCUGAAGGUCAAAAAUCGCAACCGCAAAACCUCGAACUCUAACAGUAGGUGCGAAAAGCAUGAGCGUGACCCUAGCCUCCUCCGCAGGCAUCCCACCUGAGGAAUCGGGCGGUCAGAAAUUUUUUUCAAAACCCAUUCGCAGGCUAAAACCCAUAGAGAGGCCUGUGGAGGAGGCUCGCGUGACCCUUUCAUUAUGCUUCAAUUUGAUUGUGGCAUUUUGCACAAACAUCUGCCAUGCCCCCAACUGAUUCUGUAUACAGGUUCAUGGUGCUUUCACGUUUAAGGCUGCUCUCCAGUUAAGCGUUUUUCAUACGUGCGUGUAUGUACGUAAAAGUUUAAAUCUUUCUAAAUUUUAUACAAGUACUAAUUACCUCAACAAAUGCAUAUUAAAUUACACAGAAAACUAAAUUUUAUCUUUUUAUUCAAUUAGUUAUUUCAUAAGUAAAAUUUAAAAAGAUUUAAACUUUUACCUGCGUACACGCACGUAUGAAAAACGCUUAACUGGAGAGCAGCCUUUAGUAGUUGAGGUUUUGCGCUGUUGAAUUGUAACUUUCAGAAAACAAUUAUGGAUUUGCUGCAUAUACCUGACUAAUUAGGUAGGGCGUUCAGCGUUGAUAACACAGUGUUUAGGGCAUGUGGGAUGUCUGUAUUGCAUUGUUUUCUUGCGUACAAGGGGAAUUUCCAGUUUGGCUAUGCCAAACAGCAUUUGUUUUCUCCGGGUAUUUUGGAGGUAAAAACUAGACCAAUUAAGACCAAUUAGGGUUGUGGCCUUUACUGAACCUGUAGAAAGAGUCGUCUAAAAGAGGCAGUAGUUCAAACUUAAACACUAUUUAGGUAAAGCCCAACUCAAAGGUUGACAAACAUGGCUAUAUGCAAGUGGGAGUUGAAUGUUAUGGUGGGGGUAUUUGGAACACUUGGUUUGAUCGAGAUUUGACUGUAGCUGGAAGAAUUAUGAUAAAGGUAACUUUUGUGGAAGAGAUAAUGUAGUUUUGAAAAUUGUAGGUAACGAGCUGUGAAAAGGUGCUUCUGUUUUCUUUGAACUGUGCUGGACCAUGAAGAUUUUUUUCUGGAACUCCUCCACCAAAAUGAAGUGCAUUAAAUAUCAUUUUGAAAACUCCAGAGUUGCAUGCUCACGGACCGCUUAGCGACUUGUUGCUCCGUGGUCUAAACUGAAAAAUAUAUAUUUGCGAAGAUGAAAUAUAUACUACUAGCCUGCGUGGCAGGCGGUAUUUCUACAGGCAGCGAGAUUAGGGAGGCAAAGGUAUUUUCUUCGCUUCCCUAAAAACUGCCUGCCACAGGCUAGUUUUCUACAAGCAUGGUGAUUAACAACUUUUCUUUUCUGUGAUUCUAGGAAAAUGGCAAUUUAACACAUAAAUUGGUCCAUAUCAAGAAACCAAUACUUCGUGUUCCACAUCUAGCUAUACAUCUACAGAGAGAUAUCAAUGAUAAAUUCUCACCCAAUCUAGAGAAUCACACGUAUGUCGCCCUUUUACUUUGUACUGCAUGUAAUUACUUUGUCAUUUUUAAGUCGAUAAGUUCUAGCAGUGGCGUGCUGGCAGCAGGGAUGCCGGAAGAUCGAUAAUAGCGGGUGCAGAUAUUCAUAUAUUCGUGUUCACAGACUGUAAAAACAAUCGAUUUCAAAAGAAAUUAAUUGGGCAGAACGCGAAUAUAUGAAUAUCUGCACCCGCUAUUAUCGAUCUUCCGGCAUCCCUGGCUGGCAGCUCUUGUUCGUCGGGGGAUGCAAAAUUUGCCUCCCAUCGAUAUAAAUUUCCCAUAAUAUUGUUUCGGGGAUUCGCAAACAGUUUUCGAAAAACGCGCCGUUCUUUUCCUUUACUCAUUUAGAAUUGACAAUUUUGGUUUAAUUUGAUGCAAUUUUUUGCGCCCCCUAAAAUCCUUCGCGGGGGGGGGGGAGGGUUAGCCCACCUCGCCACUGAGUCCACGUCGGACCUAGCCUGCAUGGCAGGCGGUAUUUCUACGGGCAGCGAAAAUUAGGGAAGCAAAGGAAAUACCGUCUGCCGCAAAACUAGGGGUUUUUGAAUUACCCGUCCGCUGGUGAACGGGAAAAACGGAUUGGUUAGUAUUUUAUGUAGUUGUCAAUCAACGGCUAAAUUCGGUUAAAUGUUAAUCAUUAACCAAAUGUUUUGACGUUUUGAAACUCUGCGUUUUGAAAUUAGUUCACGUCAAGUCAGACCAGAAAUGGAAUAACACAAUAAAAGAAGCAAAUUAAAAGAUACAAGCUGAAAAAUAACACUCUAAAUAGUGUUAUUGAUAGAGAUUCGAACAAGAAUAUUUAGCAAAGAAGAUACGUCCGAAGGGGCCGAAGUUAUAUGAUCGGCGCAAGGUAUGGGCUAGUCUAUAUUUUCGUUCAGACAAUUACAUCCGUAUUAAUUUGAUAAUAUACGGUCUCGCUUGACUUUCAAAGGCCAUAAAUCGCAAUAAUGUUGACAUUUUACUAAAACUAUCGAUAGAAAUUAGGAGAUAUUUCUUCACUGAAUCGAACAGUGGGAUUUCCAUAUAGCCUAGGCCUAUCAUGUUCUGAACCAAAGAUACUUGAUAGAUAUUAUAUACGAACCUCCAAAGUAUAAACAAGGGGCCGGUUGAUGCAGUAAUUAUCAAAUAACAGUUAAACUCUUAUAUACCCGUUGAAUAUGUAUAGUUGUAAACAAAUAAAAACUAUCGUUCUAUAAGGUUCAAUACUUUCAGUUUGGUUGUUGGCUGAUGAUGAAUCUAUAGUAUAGACUUGCAUGCUUUGUAUUUUGAGCUCAUUAAACCACCGUUUUAAGGCAGUUAAACGGGCUUGGUUUAUAUUAACACAUAAUAUAAAUUCCUUGAUUCUCAUCACUAGACACAGUCUACACUUUGAAAUGUCGAAGACAGCGGGAGAUUUAUUUUUUAUAUUUUAUAUUUAUAUAAUUUAUAUAUCAAUAGUUCGUAUCUCCACGAAAAAUGACAGAAUGACUGAGUUUCUUUAAAAUACAAUGAAAUUUCACUCAAAAUUCUGUUUGUUUCAAAUUGGAAGUUUAAAAUGGCAAUAAAAACUCUAUAUAAAAUAUGAAAAAAUUAACUGUCUUGAAUUAUUUUGUCGGGCGGUACAUUUAUAUUGUAUAACGAAAUAUAAAACGUUUUCACGAGGAUUUUAAAAUUCAGUCGGGCGGUGAUGAGAAUCAAGGAAUUUAUUUUAUGUUGGGCAGUUGGGACUUGUGCUUGGGAGCAGCUUGGGAGUGGCUAAUUUUGAAUAUUUACAUAAUUAAUGCAUCUAUAAAUAGCGUUGAUGCUUCAGGGGCGGUAGUUCAUUUACACCCAGUUUUGCGGCAGGCGGUAUUUCCUACGUACCGCCUGCCAUGCAGGCUACGUCGGACCCGUUGCAAUACCUCGCCACUGAGUCCAAGUCCCGUUGCAAGUUUACUACUUCAGCUCUAGUGUAAAACAGGCUGAUGUGUCCUUUUGCAGGAUUCCAGUGUUGGCCACUCAGGUUGCUGAACAGUUACAACAUCCAAGUGAAGCAUCGACAAAUCAGAAAAAAAACGAACCUAGCCAAUGCAGAGUACGUUGGAUAUUGAUUACGACAUUGUAA
This is a messenger RNA of Paramuricea clavata, 8671 nucleotides long. Lineage: Eukaryota; Metazoa; Cnidaria; Anthozoa; Malacalcyonacea; Plexauridae. The record is from the annotation of a GenBank genome assembly.